Clupea harengus (Atlantic herring) is the source of this 1519-nucleotide messenger RNA. It is a transcript of the gene ankrd50, whose product is annotated as ankyrin repeat domain 50. Gene Ontology annotation, molecular function: protein binding. Lineage: Eukaryota; Metazoa; Chordata; Actinopteri; Clupeiformes; Clupeidae. The record is from RefSeq and is a predicted model, not a curated record.
UUGGCAGACUUUCAUCAGUUAAUGUAAUGGAAACAAUAUCGCCACUCUUGCAUACAGCUGCGACGCAUCAACGGAAACAAAUCACGGACCUCCGGGGCUGGUCCAGUUUAGCCCACGCGAUUUAAAGGGACGAUUUAUGCAGGGAUGCUCUAAGAGCGAGUUUUCCUGUUAUGUCGUGCGCUAUGUCAAAGACACAAACUUGGAUACACACCGAGAUCGCAGUAGAGCCACGGAAAGAGCCAUGGAAAAAGUUGGUGGAAAAUCCAGGGUUUAAGCCCCAACAGUGACUCCUUGCUGCUGCGAAAAUCCAGCACCAGCUCCAGCAUCGACUGAGUUUCUGUGCAGCCUCGUUUGAUUCCGUAGGAAAGGCUGCAACAACCACAACACUCACUCGUAUUCAGAACACUAAGGACAGCGGCAGUCGACUUGGAAGACACAUGUGGAGCCAACGAAAUGGAUACCUGUGCUUGCAGCUGGCUUCCCCGGGGUUAGAAAUGUGGAGGGCAAAACGACCCUUAUGAGGAAUAGCCUGAACAGCAGUAGCUAUCUCACAAUGGCACAAACCAGUUUGCUGCAGGGGAAGCGCUUUUACUGCAGGGAGUGGGUCUUCCACAAGAUCCAGCAUUGCCUCCAGGAAAAGACUAACGGCCUCGGUAAUGUGACCAGCACUCCCAGCAAGCAGGCUGUCCCCCCGCCGGUGGCCCCCCCAACCCAAGCGGCACCAUCAGCGGCGCUGCAGCUGGCUCGGGAAGGGGGCGUCCUGGGGUACUGCUGGUGGGGGCCGGGCAGCGGCAAGACGGCCCUGUGCACGGAGCUGCUGUGGCCCAGCUCCGCCCAGGGCCUCCACCGGGGGCUCCACCAGGCAGAGGGCCUGGCCUACCCACUCUCUGCCGGACUAGGCGGGACGGACUCGGACACCCUGUGCGUCAGCGGCUUCAUCCGACGGCCGUGGUGGCCCAGAUCCUGCCCGGCGGGGCCUGGCCCGGGCUACGAGGAGAAGGUGCGCGACCCAGCAGUGCAGAGCGCCCUGCAGCCGGGGGAGUGCGAGCGCAACCCCACUGAGGCGUUCAAGAGGUGUGUGCUCCUGCCCUUGCUGAGUGCCAAGCCUCCUCCGCAGGCUCUCUUCCUGCUGGUGGACUCCAUCGACGAGGGCGCCAGCUGGGGGGAGGGCGAGCAGCGGUCCCCCUCGGGGAGUCCCAGGACCAUCGCCGAGCUCCUGGCCAGCCACCACGAGUUCCUGCCGCCCUGGCUGCUCCUCGUCUGCUCCGCCCGACGCCAGAACAAGGCCAUCACCAAACUCUUCACAGGUACAGUGUGUCCGAACCAUCAGAGUCGGACACACCUGCGGCCGAAGUGCCUGCGUCUCUCGCAGAGCAUAGCCCUGAGACGCCCGUUGAAACCGGGUUACGGGCGGAUGGUGCGGGGGUGGAGGAGGCUAACCGGUCAAAGCCUGUGUAUAAACCUGAGUCAGCCGAGGCCGUACCUGGACCUUUUUCAGGUGGUUCAGACACAGGUCUGA